Molecule: messenger RNA, 375 nt
Organism: Leptosia nina
Lineage: Eukaryota; Metazoa; Arthropoda; Insecta; Lepidoptera; Pieridae
Source: the annotation of a GenBank genome assembly
AUGAAGCUUCUGAUCGUCUUGGUACUAGUAGCUGUUGCAGCUGCUCGACCCGAGGAGUUCUACAGCAGUCGUUAUGACGAUUUCGACGUAACCCAGCUGACUGAAAACCCGCGUCUUAUGAGCUCAUACAUACAAUGCUUUAUGGGAACUGGGAAGUGCACACCGGAAGGCAAUGAUAUCAGCAAAUGGAUCCCCGAAGCAGUGCAAAGCACUUGCGCCAAAUGUACCGAGAAACAGAAGGUCCUAGUCGCGAAAGUGAUCAAAGCUAUGAUGGAGAAACACGCCGAGGACUGGCAGAAACUGCGCGCCAAAUUCGACCCUGACAACAAACAAGAGGCUGCGCUGAAGGAAUUCAUCGAGAAACAUAACGCUUAG